Molecule: messenger RNA, 4867 nt
Organism: Spirodela intermedia
Lineage: Eukaryota; Viridiplantae; Streptophyta; Magnoliopsida; Alismatales; Araceae
Source: the annotation of a GenBank genome assembly
AUGACGAUCGGCGCCGGAGUAUCAAUAAGCGAAGGCCGCCUCCUGGUGCGGGGAAGGACGGUGCUGACCGGGGUGCCGCCGGGCGUCGCGCUGACGCCGGUGGGGGGGGGACGGGCGGCGGCGUUUGUCGGCGCCGCCUCAUCGCCCGGCGAGAGCAAAGCCCGCCAUGUAUUCACGCUUGGGCGACUUCUGUGAGCUCCGACUCCUCUCUCUCUCUCUCUCUCUCUCUCUCCCUCGCCGCUCCAUCCACAGGUCGUUUUCUGGCUGGAAGCAUUUGGACCAAUGAGAACCAGAUCUGCGAUCGUAGACAGUUCUCUUACGGCAUGGUUCCUCUCUGUCUCUCUUUAUCUUUUUCCUCUCUCUGUGCUCGUCAUCGCUGAGACUAGAGGGCAUGGUUAUCCCGAGAAGAUUGCUGCCGCAGACGGCGGUGCCAUGUUUCAGGCUCUGGUCGUCUUCCCUCCCGGAAAGCCUCCGCGGGGUCUCCGUUUUCUUCAGGCGCGUCUCCUGUGGCUCCUUCCUCUGCGGAGGCGCGGGAGAGUCAGCGCCGGCCAUGACAUUGUUCCACGCCCCGUUCGUCAAGGAUGGCAGACUUGAUGUGCGCGGCAGGACGAUGCUCACCGGCGUGCCCCCAAACGUGUUCGUGUCGCCGGCGGGGCCGACUUCGGCCUUCGUCGGCGCCGCCUCGCCUCCAGGUCAGAGGAGAAGCCGCGAUGUCUUUACGUUUGGCACUCUCCAGUCAGUCCUCUCUCUCUCUCUCCCUCAUUCUGAUUCCGUAACGCCAUGAACCUGGUCUUCGUCUUGAAGGCGGGGAGAGACAACCUUAGGCCGUCUCCGUUUGAAGCCUGGAAAACUCCAAGAGAAGCGAUCGCUCUCUGGUUUCCUCGAUUAUCUUGGACCUCUCAUUAGUAUCCUGUUUUCUGUGUUUGCAGAGGGUUUCGAUUACUCUGCCUGUUCAGAUUCAAAAUCUGGUGGAUGAUCCCGCGGGUGGGGAGAUCGAGCUCGGAUAUCCCUCCGGAGACGCAGAUGUUGUUGCUGGAGGUGAGUGAGGACUCCACAUUGGAGGACGAAGCAGUCGAUUCCUCUUCAGACGACACAUUCUACAUACUCGUAUUGCCCGUCUUGGAUGGCGAUUUCAGAGCGAGCCUGCAGGGGAAUUCCGACAACGAGCUCCAGUUCUGCGUAGAAAGUGGUCAGCAGGCCGAACUAGAAGACUCUGUUCUCAGACCGUGUUCUUGAUCUAAUCUUCUUGAGAGUAAAAGAUUGCUUCCCAAUUUCUUUCCGCAGGUGACCCCGGUGUUCAAAUCUCGCGAGUUUCCCAGGCGGUUUUCAUCAAUUUUGGGGACAACCCAUAUGAACUCCUGACGGAUUCGAUCAAGUACGCCCCAUAGAUAACUUGAGAUCGGUUGCUAAUUUUGAUAGAGAAACCUCUGACUUCAACACUUGAAACCUCUGCAACAGGAUCCUCGCCGAGUACCAGGGUAACUUCUCUCAUGUCGAGAACAAGAAGGUGAGGAACCAGUUCUUUCUUCAUCCUUUGCGUACAUCGUUUUCUUCUGUUUUUCAUGGAGAUUUGUAGUCUUCUCUAGCCUCUUUCAUCUGCCAUUUAAUGAGAAAAUGCUGUCAUGUCUCAGAUCCCUCCACAUUUGGACUGGUUUGGCUGGUGCACCUGGGAUGCCUUCUACAACAAAGUCAAUCCACAGGGAAUCAUCAAGGGGCUCCAAAGGUUGCCCCCCCCCCCCCCUUCUCUGCCUCUCUCUUUCCUCUCUCUCUCUCCAUCUUCUGAGAUGAAGAAUUUCUGAUCUUGCAGCCUAUCAGAAGGAGGCUGCACACCAAGCUUCUUGAUCAUUGAUGAUGGCUGGCAAGAGACUGUAAAUGAGUUUCAGAAGGAAGGAGAAGCCCAUGUUGAAGGAACCCAGUGAGUCUCAUCACUGUCCCUGCUAUAAAUUGUUACUCUCUUAAAAUUUGGAUUCCUCAUACGCACAUCAUAUAAACUCGAGAUUAUUUUACACAGAUUCGCCACAAGGCUGGUCAGCAUCAAAGAAAACGAAAAAUUCAGGGAUAUUUCGAUCGAUCAUAACUCUGCCAGUCUAAGAGGGUUCAUAAGGGAAAUUAAGCAGAGAUUUGACCUCAAGUAAGCCCCCAUAGUCCUGUGCCAAAGAUUCUGAUAUCAGGUUCUUCUACACUGGGUUGACCUCGGAAAUAUUUUCAGGUAUGUCUACAUGUGGCACGCCCUUGCCGGCUACUGGGGUGGGGUCCUCCCCACAUCUGAGGCUAUGAAGAAAUACAACCCGAAACUUGUUUACCCUGUCCAAUCUCCUGGCAGCAUAAGCAACCUAAGGGACAUUGCCAUGGACAGCUUGGAGAAGUAUGGAGUCGGAGUGAUCGACCCAGAAAAGAUAGCCGAUUUCUAUAACGAUCUUCAUGGGUAUCUUGCUAAAAAUGGAGUGGACGGAGUCAAAGUGGAUGUGCAGAAUUUGAUGGAAACUCUUGGGUCCGGCCUUGGGGGACGGAUCCUAAUUACCCGGGCAUACCAGCGUGCCCUAGAAGAAUCCGUUGCCAGAAACUUCAAAAAUAACAACCUAAUUUGCUGCAUGAGCCUCAACUCUGACAGCAUCUACAGGUGCGAUGCUUACAGUAAAUAUUCGAUCUUUUUCAUUAGAAAUAAAGAAAUUCUAUGUCCAGCAGCCGUGUUCUUGAGAAAUUAUCUGUUUUUUUUUUUUUUUUUUGGCUCCAGUUCGAGAAAAAGCGCAGUAGCAAGAGUGUCGGAAGAUUUCUCGCCCGGAGAACCCACACUGCAGACAUUGCACGUUGCUUCUGUCUCCUACAAUAGCCUUCUUCUGGGAGAGAUUGUCGUCCCUGACUGGGAUAUGUUCCAAGUGGGUCUUCUACGCUGGUUAUCUAAUUUUCUUUACUUUAGUAUUUUGGAGUUCCUUAGGACUACCAGACCAUCUAACUGAAAAGUAAUUUCGGAUGAUAUGAUAUAAUCACAAUCUUCAUAAUACUCAGUAUGGGACUAUCCUUAAGGCUCUCACUAAUUUUGCCGUAUUUUUCAUUGACUCUAGAGCAAACAUUACACUGCAGAGUUCCAUGGUGUCGCUAGAGCAGUGGGUGGUUGUGGUGUUUACGUAAGGUAAAAGAAAAUAAUAAUUUUUAAUUUUUAAUUAUCCUCAUAGAGAAACAAGUCAUUAUUUACCCUUUUUUUUUAUUUUUGCCUCUAGUGACAAGCCAGGGGAGCAUGAUUUCAAAAUUCUUCAGAAGCUGGUUCUUCCAGAUGGGUCAAUCUUGAGAGCACGACUUGCCGGCCGACCGACUCGUGACUGCUUGUUCAUUGAUCCUGUCAUGGAUGGGAGAAGGUUUUCUCUCCUAAGCAUUAUAUCAACAACUCUGUCCAAUUAUCACUCAUAAUUUCCAUUAUGUUUGUUUACCUUUGUAUUCGUUGGCCAACUGCAGCCUUCUGAAAAUCUGGAAUCUAAACAAGUUCUCGGGAGUUAUCGGUGUCUUCAACUGCCAAGGAGCAGGUUCUUGGCAGAUCAUGGGCAACAAUCAAAAUCCUUCUGUAUCGAAGACUACAGACAUCUCUGGGCAUGUUAGCCCUGCGGAUGUUGAGUUCCUCGAGGAGGUGGGUGGUGAUAAUUGGACUGGAGAUUGUGCAAUAUUGGCCUCUAAGUCAGGUACUAAGAAGCAAUUUGUUUCAUUCUUUUUCUAGAAAUAUUUGGUGAUUUUUGGAUAAAAGAAUGCUUCUAAUGCUGAGAACAAGGAAAUAUUUUAAUAAUUAUGUUAACAAGGAAAUACUUUUAUGAUGUCGGUGCAGCAUUUGCUUCCAGGUCAGGUCUAACUUGGUGAUUCAUUCAUUCCCUUUCUAGAAAUCCUGAUAUUUGGAAACUAAUUAAAAGAAUGGCAUUAAAGUUUGAAAAUUGAUUUUUAUACUAAUGAUUGUGUUGAAUUUGUUUAGUUGUCAUCUUACUCAUUAGCAUAUUUGGCUGGAAUAUUGCGCAGCAUUUGCUUCCAAAGCUGCAUUGAAGAGCAAUUAAUUCCAUUCGAUUUAUUCAAAUUCUGAUAUGAGGAAAUUAAUUAUUAGAAUCCUGCUAAUGCUGAAUAAAGGGAUUCUUUUAGUAAUGGUGUUGAAUAUGUUUAAGAAUCGUUUUGACUCGUUUAUACAUUUGAACGGAGAAUUAUGCUGCAUUUGCUUCCAAGUCAACCGCUAUUAUGGAGCAAUUUAUGUUUUUCUCUUCCCUAGAAAUUUUGAUAUUUGGGAGACUAAUUGAAAGAACGGUACUAAUGGUAAAAACAGAAAAUAAUAAAUAAUUUUCUUGAAUUAUGCUUGAUUACGGGUUCUCAGAAAGUCUUCUUCUGAUUACAGGUUCUCUCUCUAGGCUCUCCAAGAAGGGCACUCUAGACCUCACUCUUGGCACACUACAGUGUGAAAUCUACACCAUUUCUCCGAUCAGGGUCAGUAUCCCCUCGAACUCUCCAGAGUUCAUGUUCCUAGCUCCCAUUUAAUAAAUAAAAAAAACCUAUCCUUUGAUUUUUUUUAAUCUGAUUUUUCUUACCAAACUCUCUGUUGCUGCGUCAGGAUUUCUACCGGAAAGUCCAAUUCGCACCACUUGGUCUCAUCGACAUGUAUAACUCCGGAGGGGCCAUCGAAGACCUUGGUGGCUCUGAUGAACCCUCCUCGGGUUGUAGGAUAAAUCUGAGAUUGUUCGGCUGCGGCCGCUUGGGAGCAUAUUCGAGCAGGAAGCCAAGUUCUUGCAGAGUUGACUUUGUGGAAGAAGACUUCAGCUACGAUCCAGAGGAUGGGUUCUUGGUGCUUAAUCUCUCUGCUGUUUUAGGAGAGAGAAAGAUGAGGGUCAUUGAAAUUAUUUACUGA